AUGCUUUCUAGACACUUUCUUUGGCUUGGAGGUAUAAAAUCAACGGCAAGCGGAAAGGAGGAUACAUUCCCUCGACUAUACUUCAUACUAGGCCAACAGGUAAACAAGUCUGACUUUUGUGCAUUGUAUCUUAAAACCUCUAUAGCUCUAGAGUUCUUAUUGAAUGCAACAAAAAAAACAUGGAAGAAGUCAAGGGGCAUCAGGUCAGGGUAUCUGGGAGGGUUUAACAGGGAACCAAAACCGGAAAGUAUUUGUUUCCUGUGCUCCAAGAAAAAUGGCGAACGUAUGCUGGGUCUAAAGAAAAUUGGCUAUGGGUUUCAUGUUCUAAAUAUUUCUCAUGCAACUGCUCGACUGAUGAUACGAAUAAAUGCAUAUGAGCUCUGCGACAAGGCAAAUGUGGGUAUCAAGUUAGGCUAG
Messenger RNA from Trichophyton rubrum CBS 118892, 417 nucleotides. RefSeq lists its product as uncharacterized. Lineage: Eukaryota; Fungi; Ascomycota; Eurotiomycetes; Onygenales; Arthrodermataceae. The record is from RefSeq and is a predicted model, not a curated record. The transcript is spliced from 3 exons. The coding region runs from base 1 to 417 and encodes 138 amino acids.